Messenger RNA from Salvia miltiorrhiza (redroot sage), 1878 nucleotides. RefSeq names its product magnesium/proton exchanger-like. The record is from RefSeq and is a predicted model, not a curated record. Gene Ontology annotation, cellular component: membrane. Gene Ontology annotation, biological process: transmembrane transport; metal ion transport. NCBI's taxonomy places the organism in Eukaryota, Viridiplantae, Streptophyta, Magnoliopsida, Lamiales, Lamiaceae.
UCAAACUGAACGUAUGAGUUUUGCUGGUGGUGGGACCUUGUUUAUUAAAUGCCGUCAAUUUAUGAUCUCAUAUGUAAAUUGUUAGUCAGAUUAAGAGCGUGCGGUUUCUGUGGCUGUUUGCGCAUCAGGUACACUUUACACUAGUUGUUAAGGAGGAAAGACUGAUGCCAUGGUUGAGCUGUGAAAUCUGAACUAUUUAAUUAAUUUAGAUGGCCCCACUAAAUAAUAGCAGUUCGGAGAGCAUGCAUGGAGGUUCCAAUACCUUUGGCCAUGAGAAAUGCCAUUUUUAUUUGCUUUUCCAUUAUGAGACCACACUUGACCUUGGUUUGAGGGGCUUCUUAUAUUUCCUGGCUCUUGCAUACUGUUUUAUUGGAUUAUCAGCUAUUACUGAUCGUUUUUUCCGGUCCAUGGAAACUGUGGUCAAGCAAUCUCGAGCUGUGGAAGAGAUAGAUCCUAGUACUAAUGCUAAAGUUGUUCAAAACAAAAAGGUUUGGAAUUAUGCAGUAGCUGACAUAGCUCUGCUGGCAUUCGGGACUAGUUUUCCUCAGAUUUCAUUGGCAACAAUUGAUGCCAUAAGAAAUAUUGGACAGUUGUAUGCUGGAGGUUUAGGUCCAGGAACACUUGUUGGUUCUGCUGCUUUUGAUCUAUUUCCCAUCCAUGCUGUUUGUGUUGUUGUUCCUAAAGCUGGAGAACUUAAAAAGAUAGCAGAUAUUGGAGUGUGGCUUGUAGGGCUAUUUUGGUCUUUUUGGGCUUACAUUUGGCUAUACAUAAUACUAAAGAUAUGGACUCCAAAUGUGAUUACUCUCUGGGAAGCGCUGUUCACCGUAGUGCAAUAUGGUCUUCUGCUUAUACAUGCCUACGCUCAAGAUAAACGUUGGCCAUACGUAUCCUUACCCAUGAAAAGAGAUGAAAGGCCGGAAGACUGGGUACCAGAAAAAACUCCACGGUGCAGGAAAGGAGAUGAAGCUCCUCAUAAGUACUCUGGAAUACAUGAAGGUGAUGAAGUAAGAAACAGGAAUAUUGUCGACAUAUACUCUGUCCAUUCUGGUAACCAAGAACAAUCUCUUGAAGAUGACAUUCCCGAGAAAGAUGAUCUGCUCUCCAUCUGGAAGCAGCAGUUUAUUGAUGCUGUCACGUUGGAGAGCGCAGAAUCAAGGAAACUAAACAAUCCAUGCCUCAACCUUGCAAAGGCUUUUUGGAAGCUGCUCAUUGCACCAUGGAGAUUACUGUUUGCAUUUGUGCCACCGUAUCAGAUUGCUCACGGAUGGAUUGCAUUUGUUUUCUCUCUAGCUUUCAUCGCUGGGAUAGCUUAUAUCGUGACAAAGCUCACAGAUCUAAUAAGCUGUGUCACAGGUAUUCAUCCAUACACCAUUGCAUUAACAGCUUUAGCUGCUGGAACGUCGUGGCCUGAUUUAGUUGCAAGCAAGAUUGCAGCAGAGCGGCAGAUAACAGCAGAUUCUGCCAUAGCUAACAUCACUUGCAGCAAUUCGGUUAAUAUAUAUGUUGGCAUUGGCGUGCCAUGGCUCAUCAACACGGUGUACAACUACAUCGCGUAUAAGGAACCGUUAAGGAUAGAGAAUGCAGGGGGGUUGAGCUUCUCCUUGCUCAUGUUCUUUGCAACGUCGGUAGGCUGUAUCGUUGUUCUAGUGUUCCGACGUAUGACAUUGGGUGCGGAGCUAGGUGGCCCGAGGCAUUGGGCGUGGAUUACUAGCAUUUAUUUUAUGAUGUUGUGGCUUAUUUUUGUUACAUUAUCAUCUCUGCGAGUUUCAGGUGUUAUUUGAGUAGUUUCUCCCUUUAUAGGCAUUCUUGUCCUGUGAAAUGUAUACAACAUUACUACUUUCUCAAUAGCAAAGGGAAAAGAAAAGUUAUUGUAGUAAA